Amoebophrya sp. A25 is the source of this 838-nucleotide messenger RNA. The record is from the annotation of a GenBank genome assembly. NCBI's taxonomy places the organism in Eukaryota, Dinophyceae, Syndiniales, Amoebophryaceae.
UGGAAGAGCAUGAUGGUCGCAGCGGAAAGUCGAGGCGCCAUGACUAACGCUCGGGAGAGCAUACGUGUCGCCAAAUACUAUGAUGUUGAUGAAGAUGUGCCGGAUCGAGGAGAUUGUCGAUACCAAUAAAUUGAUAUUGGGCUGUUCUUCCUCCUAUAGAUACAUUUAGAAUAUGUUUUAUGUGGAUGAUAUCAUUAUCAGGACUGCUUGGUUCUUGAAUGAUGUGAAGCAUAGAAGAUAUUUAUGAUCUUGAUAAUAUUAGCAGGACUGCUUACUGUUACUUCUUGACGUGAGCAAGGUCUCUAUGGGCGGACGAAUGACUCGGAAAGUAACCACGAACCUGAAAAAAUCACAAACUAUCGAGGCUAUAUUAGCUACUAGCGUAGGUCCAUCGUUUUCUUUACGUAUUGCAGAACAACAAGUAAGGAAUCUUUAUUCGAUAGAGGUACACCCGAUCUUUUUUGAUCGGGGUAUAUCAUCAUUACACAUAGUGAACAUUCUUUCGCCUAGAGGAUAUACAUUUUACCUCCUUCCCCACACAACUCUUAGCAGCAGUUGUGUAUUCCGAUGCAAUUCAUGGGUCCUCAAUUUAAGGGCAGUUUAUCACUAUCCCAUGUGGACUAUACUGAGUGAACUCGUCCUCCCUGAUCUGAAGGGGAAAUUAGAGGGGAAAGAGGGCAACUCACUCGACCAGGGAUAGUGAGAAACUGCCUCUAAGUCUGUAAUCAAUUGCGAGGCUCCUCCGAAGGAUCGUUCCCCUCUUUCUGUAGUUGAGACCCGCCACUGCGCGACGAGAUUAAUCAGUGGCGACCAUCGUGAUCCAGGGUCACCUCUGCCC